Drosophila pseudoobscura is the source of this 4740-nucleotide messenger RNA. RefSeq names its product epsin homolog lqf (gene lqf). The record is from RefSeq and is a predicted model, not a curated record. Gene Ontology annotation, cellular component: plasma membrane; clathrin vesicle coat; endosome. Lineage: Eukaryota; Metazoa; Arthropoda; Insecta; Diptera; Drosophilidae. Gene Ontology annotation, biological process: endocytosis. Gene Ontology annotation, molecular function: clathrin binding; phospholipid binding. The transcript has 11 exons. The coding region runs from base 682 to 3252 and encodes 856 amino acids.
UUUAUCGAUGAAUCCGUGGUCACACUGUAUUGCAUUCUCACAAAUUUUUGCCACGGACGUAAACAAGACAGACACCCUGUCGAAUCAUAGCUAUUCCGCUGCUCCAUUUUUUGUCUUGUGCAAAGUGCAAAGUGUAAAUAUCGUUCUAUUGUUCACCGAUUUCCGCCUUCUUCCGGAGGAUCUGCGUCGUCUCGUUUUCGUGCGCGUUAUUUCUGCUGACGUCGUUGUUUUUCUCGUCCCGUCGCAGUCGCCGUUGCCCGUCACCGUCUUGUGACUCUAUCCGUUUGCUGGCAGCGAGCGCAUUUGAAAAGAAAGUCGUAAAAUAUAAAAAAAAAACUAGAUAGAAGGGGAGGAGUAGUCGCCGCCGUCGUCGUCGUCGACGUCACACAGACACACAUACACACACACACACUCAUAGACGUACGCACAGAGAGAGAGCUCCAUACCGACACGGACUGACUGCAGCAGCGAAGCAGCAACAACAACAACAACAACAAGAGACCAGAGUCAUUGCAGCAGUGGUGCAGCUUGCUUUGGAGCACUUAAACAGCAAUAAACAUAGAGACAAAACACGAAACGAAAAAUUAUAAAAGCAAAGAAAACCUCUAGCCUUUGAACACAAUCAAAAAACAGUCACAAAAGUUUCUUGUGUGUGUGUAGCAAAAAUAAAACGAAACGAAAAUGAGAAAGCAAAAGGACGAUAUGCAGGUCAAUGUUGCCGGUCUACGCAGAAACAUCAAGAACCUAGCGCACAACUAUUCCGAUGCCCAGGUCAAAGUGCGUGAGGCCACCUCGAAUGAUCCGUGGGGUCCUUCGGCCGCCAUCAUGGGCGAGAUAGCGGACCUCACCUACAACGUGGUGGCCUUCUCGGAGAUCAUGCAAAUGAUCUGGAAGCGUCUCAACGAUCACGGCAAGAACUGGCGGCACGUCUACAAGGCGCUCAUCCUGCUCGAGUACCUCAUCAAGACGGGCACCGAGAAGGUGGCGCAGCAGUGCAAGGAGAACAUCUUUGCCAUCCAGACGCUGCGCGAGUUCGUCUACUUUGAGGAGGGCAAGGACCAGGGCACCCAUGUGCGCGAAAAGGCCAAGCAGCUGGUGAAUCUCCUCAAGGACGACGAGCGGCUCAAGAACGAGCGGGUGAAGGCGCUGAAGGCCAAGGAGCGCUUUGCCCUGCAUCCCAGCGGCUUUGGCAGCGACGGCUACAUUGAUGGGCCCUCGCAGCGUGACAUGCCGCCUGGCUGGCAGGAGGAGCCGCCCAAAUCACAAUCGGAACUGGAAAUGGUCAGGCCACAGACCGCUGGAGAGGAAGAACUGCAACUGCAGCUGGCCAUGGCCAUGUCGCGCGAAGAGGCCGAGCAGGAGGAGGCCAAGCGACGGAGCGACGAUGUCCGUCUGCAGCUGGCCCUCAGCCAGAGCGAGCAGGACUUCAACGGCCAACCAAUUACCAGACCCAAGAAGGAAGAGCCCCAGAGCCAUCUGCUGGACUUGCUGGACAUUUCGCUGGGCGCCACAAGCAUUUCGAGUCCGCCGCUGGGCGCUGCUGGCGGCGCUCCUGCGGCCGUCGUCGAUCCCUGGGCCACGCCCGGCGCCGCCCGUGCUCCCAGUCAGCUGUCAGACCCCUGGUCGGGCACCUCCUCGCCGCAAGUGGACCCCUGGCACCCCUCGGCCGCACCGCGCACCAUCAUGGGCGCCGGUGUGCCCUUGACCUCGGCCAUGGGAGGUCCCUUGGGAAUGGGAGCCACCGCCAGCGGUGAUGCGUGGGGUCUGCGCACACAAUCACCUUCCGUGGCCUCCGGCUCCUCGAAUGAGGGUUGGCUACAAACCAAUGGGAAUGCCAAUCAAAAUGGUCGCGGGGCCACGCCUGCAGGCGGAGGUCCAUUCGAAGCUCUGAUGACGAGAACCACUGCUGGCAGUGCCUUGGCAGCGGCGCCCCCAGCGAACAGCCACGCCGGCAACAAUGGCAGCGCCUCUGCGGAUCCUUGGCUGGCAGAGCCAGCGGGUGCAGCAGCCAUCGCACCAGCGGAUCCCUGGACACUGGAGGCACCGGUGCAGCCAGCGCUGGAUGAUCCCUGGAAGGCACUUGGAGCAGGAACGGGCGCUAUUAAGAAACAAUCCCCCGAGUUUGAUGAAUUCGAUUUGAUAACCAACCGCAACAAGAGCGCCGAUCAAAGCCAUUCGAAUGCCUCCAACAAUAACAAUAAUGCUUCUCUGCUCGACGACAUGGAUCCGCUUUCUUUGAACUACGGCAACGGAGCUGCCAUCAGCAGUACGAGCUCUGUCCAUCCCUCGACAGGGGCCACCGCAAAGAAACCGCUCAAGGAUCCGCACUCGUUCCUCGGCGAGAACUCGGCGCUGGUUAAUCUGGACAAUCUGAUCAAACCGAUAGCGCCACAAACGCAAUCGGGCAAUGCCCCAGCCUACAAUCCAUUCAGCGACAACGUGAUGCCACCCAAAACGAAUCUAUUCCAGCAACAGCAGCCAGCCGUGCCGUCCAUCAACCAGCUGAAACAGCAGGCUCCCUUUGCAGUCAGCAUGAACCAGGAUCCCUGGGCGCCAGUCAUGGGUGGAGGCGUCAGUCAGUCGCAGCUGAAGCUACCACCACCCGUGCGUCCGACUAGUCUUAAUUUGGGGUUGCCAUCGGCCCCUGUCUAUGCCUCCGGCAUGGAGGAAUUUCAGCUACUGAAAGCGUUUAGUAAUCCCGUCAUUCCCUCGGCCACACCAAACCAUCCGCAUCCGCAUCCACAGCAGAUUACGGACACUUAUCCGUACAUCAGCAAGCAGCAAGCGUUUAGUAAUCCCGUCAUAUCCUCUGCCCCACCACACCAUUCCCAUCCACAUCCACAGCCGAAUACGGAACAGAUCUACACUUAUCCGUACAGCAGCAAGAACCUCAGCAAUCCCAGUCCUGGCAUCGACAGCAUACGCAAUAUGGAUCUGUUCAGCGAGGCGCCACAGCGUCCCUAUUUCAAUAGUCCCACAGCCCACGAGGCUGAUCCAAGAUAUAAAUCCAAUAUGUACAACAGCAACAACAACAACAACAACAACAUCUACGGCACUCCGGGGCUGUACUCCACCUAUGCGUCCAGCUAUAGCAGCGCCCUAUCCGAUUCGCUGGCCGAAACGCCGGGUAUCAAAAUUGCACCCAUGACCUUUGGGGCUGUAUCUGAAGAUGUACGCAACUAUGGCAUGUCCACGGGAGCUACGGCUCCCUGCAACCUGGAACCAACCAUGGAGGCUUGGACGCUUAAAUAAAACACAUACAAAAUGCAAUAAAUGCAAAUGGCAAAACAACAACAUGCCUUGGAUCAAACCGGAAGCAGGAGCAACAAAUCCAUUUUUGUCAUAAGGAACAAGGAUUCAGGAGUAGGAUUCAAGAGGUGACAGCAGACAGGAGGACUCAACCACUAGAACAAGAGAACACAAGAACCAGAUAAUCGACUGCUUGCGGCUUUGGCUGGUGUGCGCGGUGCUGGUGCAAUGGCCGCCAACAAACAACCAGAGUAACGACAGCAAACCACAGCAAUUUAGCUCUACCAACUGCAAAAAGAAAUAUGAACUAAUUAAUAAAUUAUGUGUAAGAAAGUAUUAUUAAACUGUAAAAUAUGUGAUGUACAACAGAGUGGAAGAGAAAGAGAGAGAGCAUAGAACCAAGGGAAAGAGAGAGAGAGAGAGAGAGAGAGAGAGAGAGAGAGCAUUGACAGCCACCACACCACACCAGACCAGGCUAGGCCAGCCGCCACUCUGUCUCUGAACACACUGGAAUCCUGCGAUCGGAUGCCCACAUUCAACCACAGAACUUGAGUUUAGAAAACACAUUUGCAAUAACUGAAACCAUGUAAACCUUGUUGUAAGAUAGCAGCAUAGGGAGAGCCCCCUUCGCCCCCCCCGCUCACACACACACACGCUACUCAACAGGCAAUGAAAUUAUUUUACUACUCUUCACACAUUCUAAUCGUAAUAGAAAGUUGAGUGGCGUGGUUGCUGUUGACGGGGGGAGUCGAGCCCCUUAGUCGAUACACCCCUCACACAUACACACACACCCACACACAGACCCACUGUUACGAGUUGUUGCAGCUUUUGUGGAGUGGCGGCAAACACACACCAAAAGAAAAUGCAGCCGCCAGAGAGUGCAGAUCAUCGAUAACGAGAGUCCAAACGAGAGAUGCAAAAAUGAAAACUAAAUGAGAAACAAAUUGUUAUAUAGCUUUAAAUUUUGCAUUGGUCAAAGAGAAUGUUAAAAACAGAGGAUAAACCAAUUAAUGUGUGCUUGUAAUUGUAAUUGUAAUUGUGAAAUGUUAAUGUCUCAUUUUUGUAACACUUUUUAUUGUGCGUGCGCGUGAGUUCGAUUUUGAAACAUACAUUUUUACUGAUAUUUUUGAAAGGCAGUCGAUUCGUUUGUGCAUAUAUAUGUAUUCGCUUUUGGUCCACCCCCGAACCGAACACAGUGCACGAGUUUUGCUGUUGAAACCAUUUUUUUACACAUAUAGAAACUAGUUUGAAAUUUACAAAAAUGAAAGAACGAAUGAGCCCCUAACACAUAUACAAAGAGAAAGAGAAAGAAAGAGAGAGGGAGAGAGAGAUAGAGAGAGAGAGAAAACCCAAUAUUGUAAAAGCGGAUCGAGUAAGAGGAGUGUGGAACUAAAAACGAAACAAAAAAUGGUAUACAUUUAGGCUAGAAUACGUAAUGAAUUGUGUAAGCGUAACUUAAUGAUAACGAAAUAUACAUACUUAUAAAGAGAA